GUAGCAGAGCAAACAUUUCCAGCAUUUGGAACCAAGAAGAGAAGAAGAAAAUAUAACAGAACAAAGGAGUAGCUUGGUAACCAGUAUUUGUGAGAACAUCUUUUGUCGACAUCCUUCCUGGUAUAAACAAGCAAUAUAUUCAUUUUUGCAUCUGUCCAUCAGCUCCUUGGCAUUUCCAUCUUUCCUUAAAAGAUAAAAAUGAGCUGGGGAUUCCUGCGUGAUGUGCUGAGUGGUGUGAAUAAAUAUUCAACAGGAAUUGGAAGAAUCUGGGUAGCGGUUGUGUUCAUAUUCCGCUUACUGGUUUACAUGGCGGCUGCAGAAAAUAUCUGGAAAUAUGAACAUGAUGAAUUUGAAUGCAAUAUCGAGCAGCCUGGCUGUGAAAAUGUCUGCUUUGAUCACUUCUUCCCCGUCUCCCACAUCAGACUUUGGGCUUUGCAAUUAAUCGUGGUCUCCGCCCCUUCUCUCUUGGUUGUUUUUCACGUCGCAUACCGAGAAAACAGAGAGAAACAUCACAACCAGAAACUUUAUAGAAAUCCAGGAGAGAGAGACGGCGGGUUGCUGUGCACUUACCUUAUCAGCCUUAUUUUAAAAACAGGAUUUGAAAUAGUUUUUCUUGUUCUGUUUUACAAAUUGUACAAUGGAUUCAAAGUACCGCGUCUUGUGAAAUGUGACAUAAGACCAUGUCCCAAUACCGUAGACUGCUAUAUCUCCAAACCCACAGAGAAGAUGAUUUUCCUCUACUUUCUGGUGGCAACUUCAUGCCUGUGCAUUGUAUUAAACCUAAGUGAACUGAGUUAUCUCAUUUGCAAAUACUCCCUGAAACGUUAUCUGAAGAGGCACAAGAAACAUCAAGGCUCAAAGAGUGAUUGCCACGAAUUAGGAAUCAUCGGUCACCGCAGAGCAGCAGCCACAGGACGGUUCCACAGCAGCCCCUCGUCCUUGCCCCUGAAUAUACAAGAUGAACGUGAAAGAAGUUUCCCAUUGACUUGAAAGGCAGCUGGAGAUCACUGUCUCGUGACACAAGCUGUACCUGACAAAUUGCUUUUCCAAUCAGUGCUUUAUGGAACUGAAAGGUUAGUUACAUAGGACACAGUUUCCUCUAUUAGUUCCCCCUUACUCGAGCUGAUAAAUUCAGUCGCGUCCUGUAUGUCAUACAUAGAAUCAUCUGGGUCUUUUCAUGUUGAAACAAGGUGUGGAAGCUUAAAAUUCCACGAAGUUUUAAUAUAAACACAGAUACUUAUGACAAAUCACGCUGAAACAAUUGCUUUGGUACAAGCGAAAAGAGGCUUUUAGUACUCAGAGCUGGGAGAACUCAGGGUGGGUUAAGAUGCCGAGCAGCGAGGGUACCUGCAGUGUUUGUUAGGUGGGUGGGUUUGGUAACUGUUGAAAAAGCAGUGGGAAAGAGCUGGUGGAGUGGCUGCUGGUGUCUCGAAGCGAGCUGGGUGGUCAUAAGCCACCAUAAAACAUCUCAAACAAAGGAAAACAAGAGAAGGCAGAUGCAUCUUGUUUAGCCCACAGGGACAAAGACAGACCUGGUUAUUUGUUUGUGGAGCGCUUCCUUCUGGAGGUGUUUGAGCCCUUUGAUUUCUCUGUCACAGAAGAACACAUGAAAUCCAGAAACACGAAAAGCCUCCAGUAGAAACAAAAUAAAAAAAGAAUCACUCUUCCCUCCCCCAAAUUCGUGAAUAUCUCUGAAACACCACAGGUCUCUGCUCUUUAUUACGGACAUUGCUUGGGCUAAUGGGAAGGGACAGAAAUUAGCCAAGACGUGCCUUCUGUCGAACCCAGACUUAAGACAAUAGGAAUUAAUGUAAAAAAUGACUUGUUUUAGGUUAGUUUUCUCCAUCCAUUGCUGGGAAGAAAGACCUUAGGACACACAUCAGAACUGGCUGAAUCAAAAUACACCGUUUAGAGAAAAACACCACCUGCCAUAAGCAAAACUACCUGAUGUUGAACUGGUUUUAUCGUUCAUGCCAGGAUAAAGAGGAGGAAAUGGCAGCAAAAGAAUUUUACCUAUUUUUUCACUCCAAAAAAACUCCAGCUUUGGUUACAAAGCAUUGCUUUUAUAAGCACUCAGGUAACCGUGACAGAAACAAUGUUAAGAACUAAUGGACAAAUGAUAUGCUUUUGACUGUGAUUUUCAAGCUUUAUUUUGAAAACACCUUUGCUGCUGCUGAGCUUCCCAGCAAGAGGAGCCCUCGGGCACUGGCUUGCCAGCUUGUGGCCGGUUUGUUUUAAGCCUCAAGUGACAGUGGAUCAGUGCUGGGAACUGUGACCGACAUGGUUUGAAUAACCAAGAACAAAACCCCAAAUUAUCUUGGCCCUUUUAU
Cuculus canorus (common cuckoo) is the source of this 2330-nucleotide messenger RNA. It is a transcript of the gene GJB7, whose product is annotated as gap junction protein beta 7. NCBI's taxonomy places the organism in Eukaryota, Metazoa, Chordata, Aves, Cuculiformes, Cuculidae. Gene Ontology annotation, biological process: cell communication. The transcript is spliced from 3 exons. The record is from RefSeq and is a predicted model, not a curated record. Bases 199 to 990 code for a protein of 263 amino acids. Gene Ontology annotation, cellular component: connexin complex.